UAAAGGUCCAAGCUCUUCCAUCUGUAGUGUAACAGUGUAUCAGCUUGUAUACAAACUACAUUUGUAACCAUCAUGUCUGGCAGAGGGAAAACCGGAGGCAAAGCCAGAGCAAAGGCCAAGUCCCGCUCCUCCCGGGCCGGACUCCAGUUCCCGGUGGGUCGAGUCCACAGGCUACUGCGCAAAGGCAACUAUGCGGAGCGCGUCGGGGCCGGGGCUCCGGUGUAUCUGGCGGCCGUGCUGGAGUACCUGACCGCUGAGAUCCUGGAGCUGGCGGGCAACGCAGCCAGGGACAACAAGAAGACCAGGAUCAUCCCCCGGCACCUCCAGCUGGCCGUGCGCAACGACGAGGAGCUCAACAAGCUGCUGGGAGGUGUGACCAUCGCUCAGGGAGGAGUACUGCCCAACAUCCAGGCUGUCCUCCUCCCGAAGAAGACGGAGAAACCGGCCAAGAGCAAGUAAAAGACUCCCCGCAGGCCCCGGACAAAGGGCUCGCCCCGGAGCCAGCCACUUUUUUCAUAUCAGUGUUCGUUUUUUGGAUGAUCAAACCUUUCAAAUAGGGGACAGUGUGUGUUGUUGCUGUUUCUACAAUGAAAGCAUUCACUCGCUUCUCAUCGGGACUAUUCAUAGACUGCUCUGUCGCCACUGUUGUGUUGUCGGCUCCGGAAAAUGGAGGCGCUAUCUAAAGGCUGGGGAUGAAGGCCGGAAAAAACAGUUCUUAAUAUGGACCAAUUCUAAAGGGAGGGGGGUGAUUUCGUUUCACAAAGCUGCUACAAACGUUACAAUUUGUUGUAUUGUUUUAUGUCAUGUUGUUUCAAUAAAUGUCCUGUGGCCGUUUGGCACAGGAGCGAAUACA
Molecule: messenger RNA, 853 nt
Organism: Epinephelus lanceolatus (giant grouper)
Lineage: Eukaryota; Metazoa; Chordata; Actinopteri; Perciformes; Serranidae
Gene: h2ax1
Product: H2A.X variant histone family member 1
Cellular component (GO): nucleosome
Molecular function (GO): protein heterodimerization activity; DNA binding; structural constituent of chromatin
Source: RefSeq, a predicted model, not a curated record